Messenger RNA from Lodderomyces orthopsilosis Co 90-125, 1269 nucleotides. RefSeq names its product 2-aminoadipate transaminase. Gene Ontology annotation, molecular function: pyridoxal phosphate binding; L-2-aminoadipate:2-oxoglutarate transaminase activity. The transcript has a single exon. Gene Ontology annotation, biological process: biosynthetic process. Bases 1 to 1269 code for a protein of 422 amino acids. Lineage: Eukaryota; Fungi; Ascomycota; Pichiomycetes; Serinales; Debaryomycetaceae. The record is from RefSeq and is a predicted model, not a curated record.
AUGAUAAACUUUCUCAAGGGACACCCUACUAGAGCCAUUAUUCCUGUCAAGGAGAUUGCAAAUGCUUAUAAUAAAGUACUACUUGAGAGCGAUUACCUUUCAUAUGAUACCGAUCCAAAUAAUCAACAUCCAUUAGCAUAUGGUACUGAUCCAGGUAAUUUGGACGUCCGAACAACUAUUGCCAAUUGGGUGAAUGACAAAUACAGGAUUGAUUCAACAACUGCUAGUUUGAUAAAUUUGACUGCUGGGGCAUCUUAUGGGGUCGCUAAUAUCCUAGCAUCGACAACAACACCUCAACUUACUAAGAAGGCAUUUGUUGUUACGCCAACGUAUUUUUUAAUCAACAGUGUAUUUGUUGAUGCUGGGUUGGGAGAUGAUUUGAUAGCUAUUAAUGAGAUAUCAUCAGGUGAAUAUGAUCUCGAUUUGGAGAAACUUGAACUGGAAUUACAAAAGUAUGGUGAAAUUGGUGUUGAUAAUAUCUUAAAGGAUCCAAGAGGUGAACGCAAAAUCUACCAAUUUGUCAUGUAUCUUGUUCCAGCAUUUUCAAAUCCGGGUGGGGUAACUUAUUCAUUAAACACUAGAGAAAAGUUGUUACAAUUAGCAAGAGAUUACGACAUGUUACUCAUCAGUGAUGAUGUUUAUGAGUUUUUAGACUAUUCCUCAACAACAACAAUCUCAUUACCAGUACUUAAAAUAAACCAAAUUGAUCAAAAUACAGUGUCAAACAAAUAUGGAAACUCAAUUUCCAAUGCUACAUUUUCGAAAAUUAUUGCACCGGGGUUGCGAGUAGGUUGGCAAGAAUCGGCAACUCCUGCAUUAGUUCAACAGUUGAGUAUCACAGGUGCUAAUAAAUCUGGAGGUACACCAUCUCAAUUAUCAACCUUUGUUGUUGCUGAUUUAAUCGAAUCAGGGAAGUUAGAUACAAUCAUUCUCAAUUUUAAAUCGAUCUAUGCUGAAAGGGCCAAAGUGUUAAAACAAAGUAUAGAAAAGUAUUUACCUGCUGGAACCGAAGUUCAUGGUGGCGAUGGAGGAUAUUUCCUUUGGGUGAAAUUACCAGAAGAUAUUGACAACCGUGCAGUGAUUGGACAAUUGGCCAAAAAAGACGUCAUAAUCCCAAGUGGUGAGGGUUUCGAAGUAUUGGGAUCUGAAAAUAGACAAAAAUGGGGAGAUCAUUGUGUUAGAUUAAGUAUUAGUUACUUGACCUCAGAGGAGAUUGAGCAAGGGGUCAAGAUAUGGGGAGACGUUAUUGCGGAAUUAGGCAACAAAUGA